Molecule: messenger RNA, 1888 nt
Organism: Doryrhamphus excisus (bluestripe pipefish)
Lineage: Eukaryota; Metazoa; Chordata; Actinopteri; Syngnathiformes; Syngnathidae
Source: RefSeq, a predicted model, not a curated record
UGAUCGUUAACGCGGCAAGGUGACGAGUUCAAGGUGCGGCCGUGUUGCGGCAGCGAGGCUUUUUUGGGCUGUCGGGGGUCAUGGCUCGACUCGGGGCGGCGUUGCUGUUGUUGGUCCUGACUGAGUGGCUGCACGCGGUUGCGGCCCGAGGAUGGGCGGAGGACGACAAAACCACGCUUUUUAAAGGCCCCAGGCCCUCGUCAGAUUUCGAGGAAGAAGAUGGUGACGAUGAUGACUAUUACACCGACCCUGCCGUCCAAGCGGAAACGUUAGAACCUCCUCCAGGAAGGCUGGCAGGUUCCCCAGACGAGGGCGCCUCUCCAACAGGCCGUACAAGCCCCACCAAUCAAAGUGAAAGUGGACUCCAUGUCGUGUGUGAGGAAGAUGGCUUCCAUAUCCGUUUAGCAGCUGCUCCGCUAAGUCAUGUCAAAGUGUCGGCUUCUGAAGACCUCCCAGCUGCCGGUCCUGCUCAGAAGACCUGCGGCCUCAAUGUGACCCGCCUCCAGAGCGGCGUGACGGUGCCCUACACGGGAUGCUACGUGGAGAAGACCAACAGCUACCGCCUGCAGCUGAAGUACGUGGACCAACUGGGUCGGGCCCGAGUCGCCGAGGUCGCCUGUGAUCCCGGUUCGUCGUCGGGCUCCGAUUUGACGCCUCGUUCUGGUGCCGAGCCCGGCAGUGCUUCAAGAUGCAGAACGCCACCGCCCAUGGUGGCACCCAAGGCGCAGAAUUGCGCCCUGGCCUCUGAGGAGCAGCUGGCGUGCGGACAAGCGGGAAUAUCAUCCUCCGCCUGUGAGAGCCUGGGAUGCUGUGUGGAUCCCACCACGUGGAAGUGCUUCUAUCCGAUGGAUGAGUGCACGCUGGAUGAACACUUUGUCUUCAUCAUCCGCUCCGAGUACGCGUCCACGUGGGUGGACCCCGCCCGGCUGGUGAUACCGGGAACCAGCUGCAAGCCGGUCGUCCUCAAGGCCAACUUUGCCAUUUUUAAGUUCAAAGUGACGGAAUGUGGGACUCACACUUACGACAUCGGCGUGACGAGGUUCUACCUGGCUGAGGUGCAGACGCUCAUCAAAGCGCUCAACCUCAAAUACGGAAUCGUCACAAGAACCGACCCGCUGAGGUACCUCAUCGAGUGUCGCUACGGUAUCUCCACUAACGCCCGGCAGCCUCUGGCCAGUGUCGGCUUCAUGGUGAAGAUCCCCAGUCGCCACCUGCCCCCGUCCGUCCACUCCGACGCUUUGUAUGGCGUUCGCUUGAGGAUUGCUACCGAUGACAGCUAUUCCACCUUCCUGCCUUCCUUCCCGACCUUGCGCUACGUCCUCAACAAAGCCGUCUAUUUGGAACUCAGCCUGUGGUCUCCCAAACCCGACGCCGUCAUCCUGGUCAAAUACUGUCUGGCGUAUCCUCGCUCCGCCAAGAAUGCUCUGGUUCUCGUUUACGAAGGGUGUGCCAACCCUUACGACCCAAAUGUGUCCAUCCUGGAAGUCAAGGACUUGCCCCAAAAUCGCCAUCAGAGGCGUUUUGUUGUCAGGGCUUUCCAGUUUAUGGAUACCAAAACUAAGAAGUACUUGGAUGAGGAAAUCCUUUUCAUGUGCUCCUCUGAGGUUUGUAGACCGGACGAGACCACUUGUGAAGAACGCUGCUUCGAUGGAAAAGUACCAAUGCCAGUACUGUGUACUGCAUACAUCUAAGCCGUCUUGUCAUUUGCAGGUACCAUGAAGACGUGCUACAAGACUCGUACAUUUCCAGCUUGUAAUCUUUUAUUAUACUCUAAAGAGACAAAUGUUUUCCGUAACAGGAGAAUAUUACAUCGAGUAUUUCAAGUGUCGGUGUCAUGUUUGCCGCGCUGUGUUUACACCAAACAAUAAACGGCUAAAUAACUAAAUAA